This is a messenger RNA of Funneliformis geosporum, 753 nucleotides long. The record is from the annotation of a GenBank genome assembly. NCBI's taxonomy places the organism in Eukaryota, Fungi, Glomeromycota, Glomeromycetes, Glomerales, Glomeraceae.
AUGUCAUUAAAACAACAAGUUUGUUUGUCUCAAAAAGGCAGUGCUUUUGAAGAAUUAAACUUUUGGCGAUUUCGCGAUUGUUGUACCCUUAAAAGUGAUAUACUAAAUUCCCCACGACAUUUGGUUCGAACAAUUCAUAGACCCACGUUAACUAGAUAUCGUCAAGCUUCAAAUUCCAAUAUUCUUAAUCCACAUCAUUUGGCCAUUUUCUCGACUUGGAUGGAAAAGAGAAAUUCAUAUUACAAAAUACACAACAAUCCUCAUAAAUUUAAAACAUUAUAUCAUCAAUUAUUAUGUGAUGAAUUUUUUUUCAAAUCAAAUAUCAUGGAUCUUGAAACAGUUCAUACAUCUUGUAAUAACGCAAAAACUAUUUUAAUUGUGGCAAAGGUCAAAGAUUCAGAUCAAUUGGUUGGAGGAUUUAUUCCAAUUCGAUUAAGAAAACCUAAAGAUUCGGUCGUGGGAAAUAGAAAAUCUAAUUCAUUUUCCUCUACAAAAGAAAGUUUUAUUUUCUUCUUUACGAAUUGCAAUGAUGUUAAAACAGGAAAAUUCGCUUACGUCACCGAAACAAAAUAUGCUAUAAAUUAUAAUGACAAAUGUGAAAUUGGAUUUGGUCGCGGUCAUGAUUUAGAAUGCAAAAGUGACGGCAAUUGGACAAGCACGCCUACUUCUUACCCUUCAAUCGGUAUUCCAGCCGUUUUUAAAAUAUCACAAUUCGAAAUAUUCGAGGUCAUUAGAUUCUUUAACGGCGAAUAA